Messenger RNA from Antechinus flavipes (yellow-footed antechinus), 2235 nucleotides. Its product is annotated as vomeronasal type-2 receptor 26-like. The record is from RefSeq and is a predicted model, not a curated record. The transcript has 9 exons. The coding region runs from base 1 to 2235 and encodes 744 amino acids. NCBI's taxonomy places the organism in Eukaryota, Metazoa, Chordata, Mammalia, Dasyuromorphia, Dasyuridae. Gene Ontology annotation, molecular function: G protein-coupled receptor activity. Gene Ontology annotation, biological process: G protein-coupled receptor signaling pathway. Gene Ontology annotation, cellular component: membrane.
AUGGCGGAACAAAGACAACAGUACAGCAAAGUUCUAAAUUUCUUAUCUGAGUACCAGAUGGUCAAGAAUCCUUGUCACAUAGAAAGACGUUUCAAUCCCACAUAUAGAAAAGAAGGGGACCUAAUCAUUGCUGGAUUCCUUUCCCUUUUUCUGAAGGUACAAGAUUCAGUGAACACAUUUUUCUUCAAAACGUAUCCCUUCUGGAAUUAUGCACUACAAACGUCAAUGUUCAAACAAUAUCACUAUUUCCUUGUUCUUCAAUAUGCUGUUGAUGAGAUCAACAAGAACCCCUAUUUGCUGCCCAACAUAACUUUGGGAUAUCAGUUACUCAAUAACUUCCAUCUGGAGAAACUAGCUGUGGAGAGCUCCUUAAUAUGGCUAUCAGGGAGAGGUCCCAUUAUCCCCAAUUAUAGCUGUGAUAAACAGUCCAGUUCGGUGGCUGUCAUUGGAGGGAUGUCCGCUACACUUUCCAUGGCCAUGGCCACCAUUCUCCAACUGUAUAAAGUUCCACAGCUCCACCACUUUCUGAAAUCCAUCAAUUCUGUCAAUAAUGCCAGUGAUGAGCCAUGUCAGGAUGGAGUCCAGCCAGCUGCAGAGACAUAUGAUAUACUGAAUUAUAAAUCCUUCCCUGGCCAGAUAGAGACGCUGGUCAAAGUGGGUGAAGUGUAUCCUCUUGCCCAGAGAUUCACCAUUAAGGAAGAAGACAUAGAUUGGCCAGAAGAUUUCCAUCAGACUCCAAUUUCUAGAUGCAAUCUGAAGUGUGGCCCUGGAUUCCAAAAGACAGCUCUUGAAAGACAGGCCAGGUGUUGCUAUGCUUGCAAUCCAUGUCCUGAAGGGACAAUUUCCAACCAGAAAGAUGCAGAGCAGUGCCUGCAGUGUCCUGAAGAUCAAUACCCAAAUAGGGAAAGAGAUCAUUGCCUCCCCAGGACUGUGACUUACCUGGCCUAUGAGGAACCUCUGGGAAUGACGCUGGCCUGUGUAGCCAUCUGCUUCUCCCUCUUCACUGUGCUGGUCCUGGGAGUCUUUGUGAAGCACAGAGACACCCCCAUAGUUAAAGCCAAUAACCGCAGUCUCAGCUACACUCUGCUGGUCUCCCUCAGCCUCUGCUUCCUCUGCUCCUUGCUCUUCAUCGGCCAUCCUACCACAGCCACCUGCCUGCUGCGCCAAACCACAUUUGCAAUUGUCUUCACAGUGGCCGUUUCCUCCAUUUUGGCUAAAACCAUCACUGUGGUUCUGGCCUUCAGGGCCACCAAACCAGGGAACAGGCUCAGGAGGUUCCUGGGAUCCACUGCAUCUUACUCUCUCAUUUUCACCUGCACCCUCAUCCAAAUGUGUCUCUGUGGCAUCUGGCUUGGGACAUACCCUCCCUUCCUGGAGAUGGACAUCCACUCUGAACCUGGCUCCAUUAUCAUCCAGUGCAACGAGGGCUCCCUCCUCAUCUUCUACUGUGUCCUGGGCUACAUGGCCUUGCUGGCCUUGGCAAGCUUCACUAUGGCUUUCCUGGCCAGGAACCUGCCAGAUACUUUCAACGAAGCCAAGUUCCUGACCUUCAGCAUGCUUGUGUUCUGCAGCGUCUGGAUCUCCUUCCUGCCCUCGUACCAGAGCUCCAAGGGCAAGGCCAUUGUGGCCUUGGAAGUCUUUGCCAUCUUGACCUCCAGUGCUGGGAUUCUCGUUUGCAUCUUUGCUCCUAAGUGCUUUGUGAUCCUUCUAAGAUCAGAACAAAAUACUCUGGGGAUACUUAAAAAGAAAAUUUUCUUAUCUGAGUACCAGAUGGUCAAGAAUCCUUGUCACAUAGAGAGACGUUUCAAUCCCACGUAUAGAAAAGAAGGGGACCUAAUCAUUGCUGGAUUCCUCUCCCUUUUUGUGAAGGUAGAGAUUCAAGUGAACAAAUUUUUCUUCCAAAUAUGUCCCUUCAACAGUUAUGCACAACAAACGUCAAUGUUCAAACAAUAUCACUAUUUCCUUGCUCUUCAGUAUGCUGUUGAUGAGAUCAACAAGAACCCUUAUUUGUUGCCCAACAGAACUUUGGGAUAUCAGUUACUCAAUAACUUCCAUCUGGAGAAACUAGCUGUGGAGAGCUCCUUAAUAUGGCUAUCAGGGAGAGGUCCCAUUAUCCCCAAUUAUAGCUGUGAUAAACAGUCCAAUUCUGUGGCUGUCAUUGGAGGAAUGUCUGCUACACUUUCCAUGGCCAUGGCCACCAUUCUCGAACUGUAUAAAGUUCCACAGCCAAUUUAA